This is a messenger RNA of Prunus armeniaca (apricot), 3933 nucleotides long. The record is from the annotation of a GenBank genome assembly. Lineage: Eukaryota; Viridiplantae; Streptophyta; Magnoliopsida; Rosales; Rosaceae.
AUGGGUGAUCGUGAAGCUGAUGUCCCAGCCCCAAUUACUCGAGCGGAUCUGGACGCUCAAAACCAACGGAUCGACAACCUAACCACCCAAUUUGGGGAGAUGCGAGAAUUGUUGUUGCAAGCUCUUGGUGGCAACCAUAGGCGAGGAGGCAGGGAUGACGAAAGAAGAGAAGGCAGGGAUGAUAAUCAAAGAGAAGGUAGAGAUGGGGAGAGAAGAGAUAAUAGGAGGCAACUUAUUCCGGAUAGUGAGUCAGAGUCAGAAGAAGAACUUGAAGAACCACCACCACCGGCUAAUAAUCCUCGUAAUCGUAAUCGUAAUUACGAGAAUUUUGGCGACUAUCGGAUUAAAGCAGAAAUUCCUAACUUUUGGGGAAAUCUGAAGAUUGAAGACUUCUUGGAUUGGCUUGUAGAAGUGGAGAGGUUUUUCGAUAUUAUGGAGGUUCCUGAGCAUAAGAUGGUGAAGAUGGUAGCUUUCCGUCUUAAAGCUACAGCGGCUGUUUGGUGGGAUCAAUUGCAAAAUUUACGGCAGAGGCAAGGAAAGCAGCGGGUUCGAACAUGGCGGAAGAUGAAGUCGCUUAUGAUGGAACGAUUCUUGCCCACAGAUUAUGAGCAGAUUCUCUACCGUAUGUACCUAGGCUGUGCGCAAGGCACCCGUUCAGUUUCUGAAUAUACCGAAGAAUUCAUGCGUUUGGCAGAGGGAAACCAUUUGACCGAGACUGACAACCAAAAGGUCGCGAGGUACAACAAUGGGCUGAAGAUUUCCAUCCAGGAAAAAAUUGGUAUGCAGAAUAUAUGGACUUUGCAGGAGGCGAUUAACAUGGCAUUGAAGGCUGAAUUGUUGGAGAAGGAGAAACGCCAACCCAACUUCCGCAGGAACACGACGGAAGCCUCUGAAUAUACUGCUGGUGCUUCUAGUGGCUCAGGAGAUAAGGGGAAAGCACAGCAGCAGAAUCUUGGAGGAUCGACAAAACCAGCAACAGUUGGCCAAAACAAAAAUUUCAACGAAGGUAGCAGCCGGAAUUACAACAGAGGGCAGCCCCAAAACCAGUCCCAGAAUCCGUAUGCUAAGCCCAUGACGGACAUAUGUUACCGUUGCCAAAAACCAGGGCAUCGUUCUAAUGUUUGUCCAGAGCGGAAGCAGGCCAACUUUAUCGAAGAAGCCGAUGAAGAUGAGGAAAACGAUGAAGUCGGGGAAGAUGAUUAUGCAGGGGCUGAAUUUGCAGUUGAGGAAGGAAUGGAGAAGAUUACCUUGGUUUUGCAGAGAGUUCUUUUGGCACCAAAGGAGGAAGGGCAGCGUCAUAGUAUUUUUCGUUCCCUCUGCUCAAUUAAAAACAAGGUGUGUGAUGUGAUCGUCGACAAUGGAAGUUGUGAGAAUUUCGUGUCAAAGAAAUUGGUGGAGUAUUUGCAGCUAUCUACGGAGCCUCAUGUCAGCCCUUACUCACUAGGUUGGGUUAAAAAAGGCCCUUCGGUGUUGAAGUGGUUGUUGAAAAUUGGCGGAAGUGAAGGUGACAUUCCACAAGAUGUGCAGCAGAUUUUGAAUCAAUUUCAGGAACUACUUUAUGAAAAUCUGCCAAACGAGCUGCCUCCUAUGCGGGACAUACAACACCGAAUUGACUUGGUGCCUGGAGCUAGCCUUCCGAAUCUGCCCCAUUAUCGGAUGAACCCCAAGGAGAAUGACAUCCUGAGAGAACAGAUUGAAGAAUUACUGCGGAAAGGAUUUAUCCGGGAGAGUUUGAGUCCCUGCGCAGUUCCUGUUUUGCUGGUUCCAAAGAAAGACAAAACUUGGCGAAUGUGUGUUGAUAGCCGGGCAAUCAACAAGAUAACAGUCAAGUACAGGUUUCCCAUUCCACGGUUAGAAGAUAUGCUGGACGUUCUUGGCGGCUCAAGGGUGUUUUCCAAGAUAGAUUUGCGAAGCGGAUACCACCAGAUUCGCAUACGACCUGGAGACGAAUGGAAAACAGCGUUCAAGAGCAAGGACGGAUUAUUUGAAUGGUUGGUGAUGCCAUUCGGAUUGUCAAAUGCACCUAGCAUUUUCAUGCGACUCAUGAAUCAGAUGACGAGAAGAUCAAGGCAAUCCUUGACUGGCCAGCUCCAAAGACAGUUUCUGAAGUUCGAAGCUUCCAUGGCUUGGCCACCUUUUACAAAAAGAUUUGUGAAGCAUUUUAGCACCGUUGCUGCACCUAUCACAGAAUGUUUGAAGAAGGGCCGGUUCAGCUGGGGAGAGGAGCAAGAGAGAAGCUUUGCAGAAAUAAAAGAAAAGCUUUGCACCGCACCGGUUCUAGCUCUUCCAAACUUUGAGAAAGUUUUCAAAGUUGAAUGUGAUGCCAGCGGUGUGGGAGUCGGAGCUGUGCUCUCACAAGACAAGCGGCCAAUUGCGUUCUUUUCUGAAAAGUUGAGCGAUGCACGUCAAAAGUGGAGUACUUAUGACCAAGAGUUCUAUGCGGUUGUUCGAGCUUUGAAGCAAUGGGAGCACUAUCUUAUCCAGAAGGAAUUUGUUUUGUUUACAGAUCAUCAAGCGUUGAAGUAUAUUAACAGCCAGAAAAAUAUUGAUAAAAUGCAUGCUAGAUGGAUGACUUUUUUGCAGAAAUUUUCGUUCGUUAUCAAGCAUACUUCCGGCAAGACCAAUCGUGUGGCAGAUGCGCUGAGUAGGAGAGCUUCAUUAUUAGUCACGCUGACUCAAGAAGUUGUGGGGUUUGAAUGUCUGAAGGAAUUAUAUGCAGGUGACGAUGAUUUCCGGGAAAUUUGGAUUAAGUGCACUAAUCAAGAGCCAAUGGCAGAUUACUUUCUCAAUGAAGGUUAUUUGUUCAAAGGCAACCAGCUGUGUAUUCCAGUUUCUUCUUUAAGGGAGAAGCUCAUUCGGGACUUGCAUGGUGGAGGGUUGAGUGGCCACCUAGGCCGUGACAAAACAAUUGCAUUGAUGGAGGAGAGAUUUUACUGGCCACAGCUCAAACGUGAUGUUGGAACUAUUGUGCGCAAGUGCUACAUUUGUCAAACUUCGAAGGGGCAGGUACAAAACACUGGAUUAUAUAUGCCAUUACCAGUUCCUAACGAUAUUUGGCAGGAUCUUGCUAUGGAUUUUGUCCUCGGAUUGCCCCGAACACAAAAGGGAGUGGACUCUGUAUUUGUGGUGGUUGAUCGGUUCUCAAAAAUGGCGCAUUUCAUAGCCUGCAAAAAGACUGCCGAUGCAUCAAAUAUAGCCAAACUGUUUUUCAGGGAGGUUGUUCGCUUGCAUGGGGUUCCUACAUCCAUUACAUCUGAUUGUGACACCAAGUUCUUGAGUCAUUUUUGGAUCACUUUGUGGAGACUGUUUGGGACUACUUUGAAUCGUAGCAGCACUGCCCAUCCCCAAACUGAUGGCCAGACUGAGGUUACAAACCGGACAUUGGGCAAUAUGGUGCGAAGCGUCUGUGGAGAGAAGCCGAAACAAUGGGAUUAUGCAUUACCGCAGGUGGAGUUUGCAUACAACAGUGCAGUCCAUAGCGCUACUGGGAAGUCUCCAUUUUCCAUUGUUUAUACUGCUAUACCUAACCAUGUUGUAGAUUUGGUGAAACUGCCUAGAGGCCAGCAAACCAGUAUGGCAGCGAAAAAUUUGGCUGAGGAAGUGGUAGCCGUUCGAGAUGAGGAGAGGUUUCCAAUUGGCACUUACAGCAAGCUUAAACCGAAGAAAUAUGGUCCUUACAAAGUGCUCAAACGGAUCAAUGAUAAUGCCUAUGUUAUUGAGUUAUCGGAUUCCAUGGGAAUUUCCAAUAUUUUUAAUGUUGCAGAUUUAUAUGAGUUCCGUGAAGAUGAGGUUCUUUAUCCAGAUCAUAACUCGGGGUCGAGUUCUUCGGAGGUGGAGAGGACUGAUGUAGAACAGAUGGCAGAUUUUAUCGCGGUUGAGCAAGAAAAGGGACGUGGUGGGAAUUUGCAGAAUUGUCGUCCGAGCUCCGAUUAG